AUGGAGGAGGACCCGCUGAUCCCGCUGGUGCACGUGUGGAACAACGCCGCCUUCGACGACUCCUCCUCCUCCUCCGCCUCCGCCUGGCACGCGCACGCCACCCCCGCCCGCCUCGCCGCCGCCAGGCCCGACAAGGAGAACCGCCGCCCCGAGCGCCACGACCUCGACGUCGACGCCGAGAUCGAGCACAUCGAGGCCGAGAUCCUGCGCCUCUCCUCCCGCCUCCACCACCUCCGCGUCUCCAGGGGGCUCGACGGCCCGCGGGACCCCGCCCCGAAGGCUCAGGCUCAGCAGCGCCCGCGGGCGAGGGGGCUCAGCCUCGGGCCCCUCGACGUCGCCCCCGCCUCCGCCGCCGCAAACCCUAACCCCGAGAACCAGCCGCCGCCUCUCGCCGCCCCCCAGAGGCUGAAGCCCGCCGCCAAGCAGCAGGCCCCCGCGGCGGCGCGCGGCAGCAGGGGGCUCAGCCUCGGCCCGCUCGACAUCGCCGCCGCAAACCCAACCACCAAGCUCCCCGCCGCGCGCCAACAGGGCCCCGUCCCCGUCCCCGCCACCCGCGUCCUCAAGCCCAUCAAGGAACCCCCCGUGCAGCGCCGCAGGGGCGUCAGCCUGGGCCCGAUGGAGAUCCAGCACGGCAUCACCGGCAAGCCCACCCCCGCAACGGCUCGAGCCAAGCCGUUCCCCAGCAAGCUCAACGCGAUCCGAGAAGAGGGCGGCCAGUCGUCCAGGCAGUCUGCGGUGCCCGCCAAGCUGUGGCCGUCGAGCAACGCCAGGCAGCCGCAGGGCGGAGCGGCGGCGGCGGCGGCGCCGAGCAGGGCCAAGGCCAGGAGCUCCAGCAUGAGCCCCAGGUCGAGGCGGCAGUCCGUCGCCAGGCUCACCGCCAACACGAGGCCGUUUGGGGCUACCAAGGCUGCCGACGAGCUCACGCCCAAGGGCGGCGCGACGAACCCCAUCAGCGGCGCGUCCACCUGCAGGAGGCCGUCGGGGAGCUCCAAGGUCAGGGUCGUCCCCAGCCGCUACAGCCUCAUGCCCGGCGCUUCAGCUGGAACACAGGAGCGGCGCCGCAAGGACUCGCUCCCGGGAUCACUGCCGGCGGCGGCGGACUCAACCCAGAAACAGGAAACCAGAGCAACGGCUACCACCACGGAGCCUCUGGACGACGACAUGUCACCUGAAUCACUAGACAAGGUUGCCGAAUUGCUGCCAAGGAUCAGGACCAUGCCGCCUCCCGACGAGACGCCUCGCGACUCGGGGUGCGCGAAGCGGGCCGCCGAUCUGGUCGGCAAGCGGUCUUUCUUCACGGCUGCGGCGGGCGACGGCGGUUCCAUCUCGUCCUACCAGGCCCGUGUCCUCGAAGCCGAAGAACCGGAGGAGGCAGCAUUGGCAGAGGAAGCUUUGGGCAACGAGGAGCAGUGCAUGGUUUUGUCCAGCCCUUCUUCAUGA
Messenger RNA from Lolium rigidum, 1440 nucleotides. Its product is annotated as translation initiation factor IF-2-like. The transcript has a single exon. Lineage: Eukaryota; Viridiplantae; Streptophyta; Magnoliopsida; Poales; Poaceae. Bases 1 to 1440 code for a protein of 479 amino acids. The record is from RefSeq and is a predicted model, not a curated record.